GUGAGUUUUGGAGCUUGGAUAAAGUGCCAAAUGGUGACUUUUUGGGAUCUGAAAUCACAAUGGCAUUGAAUCAUCAUCAGCUGAAACACUGAAUGGGCUGAGUUACUACCUCACUUAAAACCAAGUUUAACCACAAGCACAAAGUCCUGUAUUUAUUAGGAGACACAACUUAAAAUAACAUUCAAAUGUGUAUCAUUUCUCAUUUCAAGAAUUCUCUAUAGGGUACUUCAUAUUGGUAUCCUUUAUGUUCUUGGACAUACAGACACUGUGACCACCACCUUCUUGGCCUAAGUUUGCCAUUAGGUUUUUAGCCAGAUCCGUGAUUAAAGUAAUACAAUCUCACUUUUGGAAAUAAGGAAAUCUCAUCUGUAAUUCAUUUUAUCCCGACUCUUAGCCAUGACUCCGAGCUAGUGUAGAGCCUACUGCGCAAGACAGAAGAUGCAGAUCGGAUGGAUAUGAGAUACCAUGAGAUUAAACAGAAUCAGCAACGUCGGUUUCGCUUAAUGGUCUCAGCUGAACAAAAAUCUUUAACAGUUUAUCAGUCAGCGAUAAAGUAGAGUGGCAGAGUAGUAACAGGGAUCUGCUCUUCAGACCGGGCUGAAAAUGAUGCGGCAAUCGCACAUCAUCAUGUAGGCUAUGCGGUAAACUGUGAGUGGCUUUCACGAUGCAGUGCAACUCACGAGCAGCGUCUGUAGGAGAAUAUCCUAUAGGAGAAUUUAUGGAAUUACGCAUCGCCGCAUAGAAUCAGUGCAAUUGAUACUGGGAUUAAUAUUACAGAGGGGAAUGUUGCGCACACUGGACUGGCCACGGGAUUAAAGCGCUUGUAAUCGGAGCAGAGUUAAGGGAGCUGUGCUGCGCAUUUGAUCAGUCGUUUUCUGUGGAGCUGAGUUAUCGCACUUCCAAGGAAUACAUGUGUAUCAGGCGAGUGUUGGUGAAGUCAUUUUAUCAUCAUUGAGUAGGGGUGGGACAACGGCGACCCUCGCAGUUAAACAGAGCGCGCCAGCUGGGAUUAGUGUAAUCUAAAUUUCCCCUGGUUCAUAAUCAAACCUGUUACUUGGGAAAACUCAGUGUUUCACAUGGGAGAAGCGAGGGUUCGGCUGCCUUUUGGUUGGACCCGGGCUCGCUGUCAGGAUGACGGCGCUUCAGAAGCUGAGAGGGAGAAACGGUGGGCUGAACUGUUCCAGCAGCUCGAUGUGAAUAAAGACGGGAGGAUCGACAUUAAUGAACUUCGCAGCGGACUCGCGGCGUGGGGGGUCGUCCGCAGUGACGUGGACGAGAUAGUGCGUGUGAGUGAUACCAAUCAUGAUGGACAGCUGGACUUUGAGGAAUUCACCCAGUAUUUGCGCACCCACGAGAAAGAGCUCAGACUCAUGUUCCACAGUCUGGACAACAACAAUGAUGGUCGUAUAGAUGUAGGGGAAAUCCAGCAGUCUUUAAAAAGUCUGGGCGUUAAAGUGUCGAUUGAGCAGGCCUCCAGGAUACUGCAAAGUAUGGACAGAGAUGGCACAAUGACCAUCAACUGGAACGAAUGGCGAGAUCAUUUCCUGUUCAAUCCAUUCCACAACAUGGAGGAAAUUGCCCACUUUUGGAAGCACUCUUUGAUGCUUGAUAUUGGAGAACACCUGACAGUGCCAGAUGAAUUUUCUGAAAGGGAGCGGAGGGCAGGAUUGGUCUGGAGGCAACUAGUUGCAGGCGCGAUUGCAGGAGCUGUAUCCAGAACUGGAACUGCUCCGCUAGACAGACUUAAAGUUUUCCUACAGGUUCAUGGGUCAGCAGGUGUUGGCUUGUGGUGUGGACUGCAACGAAUGGUGCAGGAGGGGGGUAUCAUGUCCUUAUGGAGGGGCAAUGGCAUAAAUGUUGUCAAAAUUGCUCCUGAGUCUGCAAUCAAGUUUAUGGCAUAUGAACAAAUAAAGUGGCUAAUUCGAGGCACCAAGGAAGGGGGCACACUGAGGGUUCAGGAGAGGUUUGUUGCUGGCUCGUUGGCUGGAGCCACUGCUCAAACUAUCAUCUACCCCAUGGAGGUGUUGAAGACGCGUCUUGCUCUACGGAAGACAGGGCAAUACUCUGGGAUGGUAGACUGUGCCAAGCAGAUUCUGCAAAAGGAAGGAGUGCGAGCCUUCUAUAGGGGCUACGUACCUAACACACUUGGCAUCAUUCCUUAUGCUGGCAUUGAUCUGGCUGUUUAUGAGACUCUGAAAAAUGCCUGGCUACAGCGGUAUUGUAUGGGCUCAGCUGAUCCUGGUGUUUUGGUGUUGCUUGGCUGUGGCACUGUGUCAAGCACCUGUGGCCAGCUAGCCAGUUACCCAUUGGCCCUUAUCCGUACUCGCAUGCAGGCCCAGGCUUCCACAGAGGGUGCUCCAAAGCUAUCCAUGGUGGGCCAGUUCAAGCACAUAGUGACCCAAGAGGGUGUCCCAGGUCUGUACCGUGGCAUUGCCCCCAACUUCCUGAAAGUCAUUCCUGCUGUUAGUAUCUCCUAUGUGGUCUAUGAGCACAUGAAGAAAGUCCUGGGAGUGGAUUCAUAGAAACUGCUACCAUAAAACGACAAACGACAAAAACAUUUGAAGCAGUGGGCUUGCCUUAGAAGACUGAAAUGAAGAAUAAACCAAGACGACUGACAGAACCAUAAGAAGCAGACAGAUGCCUACGUGAUGAAGCAGAAAAGUAAUGCUCAAAACCUAAUCUACAUUAUAUACAUCAUAUAUAUAUCAUCUGCGGUAUAUUUACAUUAUAACGGAUUGGAAGGAUGACGCUUAAUAUUAAUGGAUCUAUGAUGUGUUACAAACACAUUCCUUAUUACAUUUUUUACUGUAAUUACUAAUUGCCAUAGCUGCAUACUAAAAUGCUUGUUUAACAAGCUCAGAUAACUAUUUUUAAUCAAUAAAACAAAAUGUUUUAUUAAUAGUAGUUUAUUAAAGUGAGCUAGAUCUAAUAGACAACACUCAUUCGAAUUAGUUUUCUGUUUUAAAGUACAAUGUUUAAACUGAUACUGUCUUGAUCAGCUAACUAAUGCAUAUUGAGGGUGGAAAUUUUUAUGGAAGGAUUUCAUUUUUUAAUUUGCAGUGGUUGUUCUAUAUGUUUACGUCAAUGUGUACUUUGCUGAAUAGUGCAAAAAAAUCCUAGCACUGCAAAAAAUGUUUUAAACCUAUGUCUAGACAUUUUUACUAAUGUCAAGCUUUAAAUGUUCUUAUUCCUCCAUAAGUAAAUGCUUACAAUUAGUCAAAUUUCUAGAUAGAUAGAUUUCUAGAUAAAUUUGACUAUAUUAAAGAUCUUUUUAUUUGCUAAGAUGUAAUUUUUGCAGGGAGGCUACACAGAAUUUGGAAGUUUUCAUAUGUAACCUUGAUUCUCUGACUGAGUGUAGGACCGCCUAGGCUGUUUCCUUUGGAACUAGUGGAAGCCAUAUGUCAAAGUUGUUCUAAGGGUUUGAAACGUGUCCUGCAAUUUGCCAGACAAUAACAGACAGAACUCAUAAAUAGUGGAAAUACCAUAAUUUACUGAGAAGUACAAUCACUCAAAUUGUCGAUAUUGCUCCCUCUUGAGAAUGAGAAUCAAGCGGUGAUACUGCUUGUUAUUGAGGAUAAGAAUCACUCAAGUGCUGAUCCUAUUUUUCCUGGUUUUUUAUUGAGGAAUAGGUUUAGCACAUGGUAUGUACUUAUUUUUUCAUGUUAAUGGGUUGUGAUAAAGCAACAUUCAGUCUGUGAAGUCUGAUGAAUGUAGAUGGUGAGCUCUAUGUCGUAAUGUUUGAGUGCACUCACUGGACUGGCCUGGGUAGAUUGUCAUCUGCAAGAGUACUCUGCUACUGAACACAGACAGUGCAUGAUAACCGUUAACGCACACAAUUCACUCAUCUGGCUGUAAUGAUGGACAGAAAACUACUGCCUUAAGAGAUGACGACAUUAUAUUAGCAUCUUCUUUUGGUUCAGUUAGCUUGGACCAAGUCCAAGUUCCACUGGGGGCAGUCGUGGCCUAAUGGAUGGAGAGUCGGACUUGCAACCCAAAGGUGAACCUGAAGGUCGUGGGUUCAAGUCUCAGGUCUGGCAGGGAUUGUAGGUGGGGGGAGUGAAUGACCAGCGCUCUCUUCCACCCUCAAUACCAUGACUGAGGUGAGACCCUUGAGCAAGGCACCGAACCCCCAAACUGCUCCCCGGGCGCUGCAGCAAAAAAGGCUACCCACUGCUCCGGGUGUGUGUUCGCGUUGUGUGUGUGUUCACUACUGUGUGUGCACUUGGAUGGGUUAAAUGCAGAGCACAAAUUCCUAGUAUGGGUCACCAUACUUGGCCACAUGUCACUUCACUUCACUUCACUACUGGACCAUUAUUUCAUGUGGAUAUUCAAGACAUUCUGCAUCCUUGAUUAACUCUCAGUGGUAAACCAUCAGACAGUCCCUGAUGAACAAUGCCAAAAAUGACAUUUAGACACAAUAAUGAUGCGUUUGCUGCUGCAUUAUGCUGCAGUUAGGGCAAGGCUCUUGAAGAUGCUCUUGUUCGAAACAAUUUGGGCAUCAAUCUUGUCCAUAAUCCAACUCAAGCCUGGUAGAACACGUAGCUUGAUAUGCUGAUAUGACAUAAAAAGGUAGUGAAAGUUAAUCAAAUUAAAAAAUUUUAUGAAUUUUUGAAUUCACAAAAUUAUUUAAUUAGCUAGUACCCACACUACUACGCACCAACACAAAAUAUACAGUAGGUCAUGUGUCUGUUCUACGAACACAGUCAACUGUACUGAGAAUAGUAAUAAGUAACACUAGAAUUACUGUCAUGCAAGGUGUGCAUCAGUGCACACUCCUUUGAUAGUUUAGAAUUAACAGUAACAAAAUUAACUAGAAAGAAUGGAUUAGACACUAAGCGUAUUCAGUCCAACCUUCUCAGCUCUUCAACAAGACAGAAAUGCAACAUGGGGUCAUUGACAUGAAGUGACAAAUUUCCUAUUGCUAUGAGCAAAAACUCCUUUCAUUCCAGAGACUACUAAAAGAGACUACUAAAAUAUCAGUUUUACUCGAAUUUUGUCCUGCUGAAUACCUGCUUUUGGACAACAUAGCUGUGUUUGUUCAAAUAUUUUGUGGAAAAUGUUUUUCUUUUCUGAUUUUAAUUGUUUUGGCUAAUUGCCAUUCAUCUUAAUAAAUAUGUCCUCUUCUGACCAUGCUUCAGUGAUAAAUGUAAACUUUAAAUGUAACUAACAAUCAUUCAUAGAAGUACAGAUUAGGAGCAGGCCAUUCUCUGUGUUGUAUACUUGUGUGUUGUAUAAUAGCCCUUUAUCAAAGGUCUAAGAAGGUCAAUGUUCUCCUGCAGUUCUGAGAAUCAGUGUUUGCUUAUAAAUCUCUAUUAAUGAGAGAUAUAAGACUUUUGUAAGGUUUCCCAUAUUGGGUAAUUGCUGCAAUAUAUGAAACUAAUUUAAAAUACUUAAAAUAUAUUUAUUUGUGUGCACAGAAUUAUAUGCUUCCCUACUUAAAAUCCUAAAUCCAGUGGAAAAUGUGACCGUUUACAAGCAUUUAUUUAUUUUGGUUGUCAUUUGUUCGCUAAAGCAGAAUACUUAAAAAUCUAUAUUCUUUUUAUUGAUAGUAUUCAUAUCAAUUUAUGUAUAUUACUGCAAAAUAUGGAGUUGUGAAGGACAUGCAUGAAUCUAUGGAAAGUGAAUCUAAUUUUCAUGAAUGUAUUAACUCAUCUUUUCUCAUAACUAACUUUUUAUGAUCUUGGUACUACUAGAUCCAUUACAAUUCCUCUACCCUAAUUAAAGCAGAAUAAAAUUUUGUAUAAUAUAAUUUUGAAUGUCAAUACUUACUUUACAUACAUGUAUUAUAAAUACUUAAAUAAUAUUUAAUGUAUUUUUCCAUAACAUUUAACUUUUACUAAGUUAGUUAAAACUUGAAUUUUGAAAAGAAUUUGUUGCAUUGAGAAAAGGACGCCUAGUAUGAAUGCUUGUAUAAUUAUAAUAAUUAUUAUAUUAUUAUUUGAGCCAUAUGCAUGCUAUCAGUAUUAAGUGAUAGUGUUUGCUUUUUCUUUCAUUUUCCCUUAAUACUAGAUUGCCUAGGAUAAAUGAUGGAGCUUUUGGUAGUUUUUAUAUAUUUGGAUCAGAAAAGAUGUGUACAACAUUUGUACUAAUUCAGUGGUUGCUCAGUGGUUAAGACUUCAGAGUACUGAUCAGAAGCUUUUGAGUUCAAAUCCCAGCACUGUCACUGCUGGGCCCUUGAGCAAGGCCCUUAACCCUCAACUGCUCAGUUGUAUAAAAAAAUGAAAUAAAUGUAAGUCACUGUGGAUUAGGCUGUCUGCCAAAUGCCAUAAAUGUAAUUCUCUGCUAAGAGAGGCCCUGUAUGUUAUACAAAAUCUCCAUGUUUAAACCAGCGUAGAAGGAGUGGUAUAUAUAUUUAAAAUCAUUUAUUGGCAAAAUAUAAGCAAUAAAAAUCUGUAAAAAAAAUACAUUUCUGUAGACAA
Messenger RNA from Pangasianodon hypophthalmus (striped catfish), 6419 nucleotides. RefSeq names its product solute carrier family 25 member 23b (gene slc25a23b). The transcript has 10 exons. Gene Ontology annotation, molecular function: ATP transmembrane transporter activity; calcium ion binding. The coding region runs from base 1077 to 2522 and encodes 481 amino acids. Gene Ontology annotation, biological process: transmembrane transport. The record is from RefSeq and is a predicted model, not a curated record. Lineage: Eukaryota; Metazoa; Chordata; Actinopteri; Siluriformes; Pangasiidae.